UCUCCCCUUUAUAAGAUAACUCUUCCCGUGUUGGCAGCCAUCUCUUUGAUUCACUCAAAUCCUCAGCAUGGCAGAACUUUUGUUAGAUUCCAAUAUUCGAGUUUGGGUCUUUUUACCCAUUGUUGUUAUUACUUUUCUAGUUGGUAUCAUAAGACAUUACGUCACUAUAUUACUUUCUUCAGAAAAAAAGUCAGAACUACAGCAGGUAGCAGACAGUCACGCCUUAAUUCGGAGCCGAAUACUACGAGAAAAUGGCAAAUACAUUCCCAAACAUGCCUUUAAUAUGCGUAAAAGUUUCUUCAAUGAUGAAGAUAGAGGCUUCUUUAAAACGCAGAAAAGGGAAGCGACUGUCAAAAAUCCGAUGACAGAUCCCACUAUGAUGACUGAUAUGUUAAAAGGGAAUGUUACCAAUGUUCUACCAAUGAUCAUAAUUGGUGGGUGGAUCAAUUGGGCCUUCUCAGGAUUUCUCACCACAAAAGUACCAUUUCCUCUCACAUUACGUUUUAAACCAAUGUUGCAACGCGGUAUUGAACUUGUAUCAUUGGAUGCAUCCUGGGUCAGUUCAAUAUCCUGGUAUUUUCUCAAUGUAUUUGGAUUGAGAAGUAUGUACACAUUAAUCCUGGGACAAGAUAACGCGGCUGACCAAACCAGAGUUAUGCAAGAACAGAUGUCAGGCUCAGCUAUGGUUGCACCUCCAGACCCCAUGAAAGCAUUCAAAGCAGAGUGGGAAGCUCUUGAAAUUUGCAACCAUCAGUGGAGUUUGGAAGGUGUUGAAGAGGAACUAACUGGCAGCAGUAUUCCAGAAACCAUCUAUAUAAAAAACAAGUUCUCAUAAUUGUACAAAGUGUGACAAUUUUACACUGAAGUGGAGCAAAAUAUAUUUAAAAAAAAAACUGGCUUGUGUUUUCAUGGUUUCUUAUUCAUAAGAAAUUGGAUUUUUACAGACAGCAUCUAACAUUGUAAUCUACUGAUAAAGCCUGUGGGCAAAUAAUCGAUCUUGAACCAUCAAAUAGGAGAGAUAAAAUAUUUGUCUUCCUCCACAAUGAAAUCUAAUGCAACGGCUAUUUUAGAUAAAACUAGCCCCAUUGCCAAAAGAGAGAAAUGUGUGUGUGUUUGUGUGCUUCUGUGUAUGUGUGUUGAGAGAUUGAAACCGUCAACUUCACAUUGACAAUAUUUAGUAUUUUCACUUCCAAACAACUUAUUUAAAGGAUGUAAAAGGGAAGUUCAUUUGUAUUGGUUUUUAUUUAAAUGCAAAUUGUUUUGUUAUAUGCUUCUAUAUAUUACUGUGAAUUAUAAAACAUCAAGCAAAAAUUUUUUUAAAAAUCUACUAUUUUAACAUGUUAAGACUAUUGUCCUAAUGUUUAUUAAAUAUGUGGGAUUCACAUACACACAAUAAUUCAAAUAUUUAUUCAUUCUAAGAGUUGUAAUAAUAAACUUAUUUGAAAUCUUU
Molecule: messenger RNA, 1450 nt
Organism: Octopus bimaculoides (California two-spot octopus)
Lineage: Eukaryota; Metazoa; Mollusca; Cephalopoda; Octopoda; Octopodidae
Product: ER membrane protein complex subunit 3
Biological process (GO): protein folding in endoplasmic reticulum
Cellular component (GO): membrane; EMC complex
Source: RefSeq, a predicted model, not a curated record